AUGCAUGAGCAGAAUAUAUCUUAUGUCUUUCUCCUGGGAUUUCCAAAUCUACACAACUUUAAUAUUUUGUUGUUCUUGUUCCUGCUCAUCAUCUACUGUGUCACCAUAUGUGGUAAUGUUAUUAUAUAUUUUUUUGUUUCAAUUAGCAAAAAUCUCCACUCUCCAAUGUAUUUCUUCAUCACACAACUGUCUGUAAUCGACAUUCUGAUGUCAACGAACAUUCUCCCUAACCUGCUUCAUAUUGUCCUGCACGAUGGUGCCUCCAUGUCUCCUGCUGCCUGUUUAUUACAGUUUUAUGUGUUUUCUGACUGUGAGACAUCGGAAUGUCUCAUCCUAACGGUGAUGUCAUAUGACCGAUAUUUGGCCAUCUGUAACCCACUGCGCUAUAACUCUAUAAUCAACAAAACAUUUUGUGUGAAAUCUGUCAUUGCGUCAUGGUUAUUAAGUAUCCUUGUGUUAUUGGGGAAUGAAAUAGAGAUUUAUAAAUUAGACUUCUGUGAACCAAAUGUUAUUGACCAUUUCUUCUGUGACUUACCUCCUAUUCUAGACCUUUCUUGUUCAGAUACAUCACUUAUUCAAAUUCAAGCAUUUUUAGUUGGCAUUAUUGUUGUCAUCUGUCCAUUCAUAAUCAUAAUUGUUUCUUAUGUAAAUAUAAUCACCACCAUCCUAAGCAUCCGCUCCAUCAGCGGGAGACAGAAAGCCUUCUCUACCUGCAGCUCCCACCUAACUGUUGUCUGUAUAUUUUUUGGAACUCUCUUUUCCGUGUAUAUGGUUCCAUCAAAAGGACAAUCAUUGGAGGCCAACAAGGCAUUAUCUCUGUUUUACACUGUGGUGACACCAUUGGUUAAUCCAGUCAUAUACAGCCUGAGGAAUAAAGACUUCAAGGGAGCUUUUGAAAGACUUAAAUAUAAUUUUUACUUAGUGUCAUUUAAUUAA
Molecule: messenger RNA, 936 nt
Organism: Pseudophryne corroboree (corroboree frog)
Lineage: Eukaryota; Metazoa; Chordata; Amphibia; Anura; Myobatrachidae
Product: olfactory receptor 11L1-like
Exons: 1
Coding region: 1-936 (311 amino acids)
Biological process (GO): G protein-coupled receptor signaling pathway
Cellular component (GO): membrane
Molecular function (GO): olfactory receptor activity; G protein-coupled receptor activity
Source: RefSeq, a predicted model, not a curated record